Vidua chalybeata is the source of this 3391-nucleotide messenger RNA. It is a transcript of the gene SLC25A22, whose product is annotated as solute carrier family 25 member 22. Gene Ontology annotation, biological process: L-glutamate transmembrane transport; malate-aspartate shuttle; aspartate transmembrane transport. The transcript is spliced from 11 exons. Gene Ontology annotation, molecular function: L-aspartate transmembrane transporter activity; L-glutamate transmembrane transporter activity. Bases 342 to 1307 code for a protein of 321 amino acids. Lineage: Eukaryota; Metazoa; Chordata; Aves; Passeriformes; Viduidae. The record is from RefSeq and is a predicted model, not a curated record.
GAUGGCCCAUCAGUGGUGUCCCAGUGGCCCAUCAGUGGUGUCCCAAUGGCCCAUCAGUGGUGUCCCAGAGCGGAGAACCUUCACCCUUUACUGGAGCUUCCAGUUGGACCUGUCUUUCUCCCAGCUGCCUCUGCUGUCCUGCUAAAAUCUGCAGUGCUGUGUAGGACAAAUGUCUGUACUGCUCCUUCUACAGCAACGGUGCAGGAUGAGGAAGAAUCUGCCUGGUCAUAGCAUUCUGCCUUCUGCUACUGCAGGAAGAAACUGAAGUGCGAAAGACGUGACUGAAAAAGAACAAUUGGAAGGAACAGAUUCAUUUCUUAACAAGAUCAAGUUUGAAUUAAAUGGCUGAUAAACAGAUCAGUUUACCUGCCAAGCUGAUCAAUGGAGGGAUAGCUGGGCUGAUCGGGGUCACCUGUGUAUUUCCAAUUGACCUGGCAAAAACUCGCCUGCAGAACCAGCAGAAUGGUCAACGAAUGUACACCAGCCUGUCUGACUGCCUCAUUAAAACAAUUCGGUCGGAAGGCUACUUUGGCAUGUACAGAGGGGCUGCAGUGAACCUGACUCUAGUGACACCAGAAAAGGCUAUCAAAUUGGCAGCCAAUGACUUCUUCCGGCAUCACCUCUCCAAAGACGGGAAAAAGCUGACACUGCUGAGGGAGAUGCUGGCAGGCUGUGGUGCGGGUACCUGCCAGGUGAUUGUCACCACUCCCAUGGAGAUGCUCAAAAUCCAGCUGCAGGACGCAGGACGCAUUGCGGCACAGAAGAAGCUCAUGGCGGCGCAGGCCCAGCUCUCCUCCUCCCGUGCGGCGGCGGCCGAGCCGGCUGUGGAAAGGCGCCCCACAGCAACCCAGAUAACCAGGGAGCUGCUGCGGAGCAAAGGCAUCGCAGGACUCUACAAGGGCCUGGGAGCCACGCUGCUAAGGGAUGUCCCAUUCUCCAUUGUUUACUUCCCGCUGUUUGCAAACCUGAACAAGCUGGGCCAAAAAGACCCCAAUGUCAAGGCUCCAUUCUACGUGUCCUUCCUCUCUGGAUGUGUGGCCGGCAGUACGGCUGCAGUGGCUGUCAAUCCUUGUGAUGUGAUCAAAACACGGCUGCAGUCCUUGCAGAGAGGAGUGAAUGAGGACACCUACUUGGGGAUCCUGGACUGCACCAAGAAGAUCUGGCAGAAGGAAGGGCCCACGGCCUUCUUCAAAGGGGCCUACUGCCGAGCCCUGGUCAUUGCUCCUCUCUUCGGCAUUGCACAAGUUGUCUACUUCGUCGGCAUUGCGGAAUUCCUGCUGGACAUGCUCCCCAAGCACCAGGCCUAGCCCUGGAGUGGCUGCGUGUGCCCUCCCACCCUCUGCAGCACUGGAUUCAUCCCCGUGUUCACCAUCCGUGUCGAUCGAUGUCAGAGCAACAGCACAAAGGGUUCACGCAGGGACGUGAAGGGACCUGGUGCCCAGAUGGGUAGACGUGGGGAGGGAGAGUCCUUUCUCUGCCGACGUCUGGAACCUGCCCCCUCCCGCUCCUUCCAUGGACAAUACUUAAUUAUUCCUCUCUCUAUCUCUUUCCUUUUAAUUUCCCUUUUUUUUGGUUUUAAAUUGUCAUUCUUAAGGACACUGGUAAGCACAGACUGGGCUUGUGGACCCAGAAGUCUCCUCUCAGUCUUGGGGAGGAGGAGAGAUGGGAAAGAAGUAACUUCAACCCUCAUCCACCUCAGUUUCCCUUUCUACCUGGAGCUGCCAGCCAUCUGAGGAGGAGCUGGAGGGGCAGCUGUGUCCCCUCAGUACCUCCUUGGCUCUGCUGACCUCGGGUCAAGAGUGAAAGCUGCACAAAGGGGACUUAUCUCAUUGCUGCUGGAGGCAGGGAUGGGGGGAUGCUGGCUCUGGCAAGUUCCUUAGCCUGGAAACCUUCAGUCCUUCCUUCUCCCUUUUUAAAAACUAGUUGGACUUAAAUGAAUUCUGACUGUUCCUAUUGAUUUUGUAAUUAUUUUUGUUUUAAAGCAAAGGGAUGUCCCUCCUAACUAGGUGUCACAGGCACAUCUGGGUGAGGUGCAGAAAUAAGGUGUCUGUUCUGUAGGGAACAUGUCUGUGGGAUCACAUGAAUGUCCAAAGGUAUUCCCUGCUUGGCUACAGGCACGGAACAGAGAGGAACUUGGGAUCAAGUUAUUUUUGUUUUGGGGUGAGUUUUUCUUGGUUUUUUUGGGGGGGGUUGUUUUUGUUUUAUUAGUUUGUUGGGGGGUGUUGGUUUUUUGGGGUUUUUUGGGUUUUUUUGUGGGGAUUUUCUUUAGUUCUAUUUUUUUGUUUGUUUGUUUGUUUGGGUUUUUUUGGUUUUUUUUUUUGUUUGUUUUUUUAUUCAGGGUUGUGGGGAGGAAAAACCAAACAAAAAGAACCCAUUUACAUUCCUUCAGCCUGCCCACCCCUAGAGUGAUGAAGCUGUGGCUGCAGGUGUAGAUCAGCUGAUCUGAUUUUUUCCCAGCCUGAUCCCAGGUGUAUGGAAGGAGGCACUGGCUCCAGUUCUGUCACUGCCCAACCUCGUGGAUCUGCAGCAGAAAUGCUGCACCUGUGGGCUCACCCUGCCAGGUGAGAACACAAGGUCUGGUUGUGUUCUGAUGUUUGCCUUAGGUGUGACUUGAACCAGUGGGUGUGGAAGAGGCAGAGGGUUCACAUUCUCUGAGCAGGGAGCUGUCUGUGUGUCCAUCACUUGAGGGGGUGAGUCCUGUGCAUCACAAGAAAAUCCUGUUUGCUCCCUGGGUGGGGAUCGGUGGUGGGUGGCAGGGGGCAAAUCCACACCUACAACCUGCUCUGUCAAAGGGACACUGUCCCAGCUAAUAUCACUUGUCAGAGGAAUUCCUCAUUCAGUAUUAUCUUGGGCUGUGUAAUUAAUUCUAGUUUAAAUGAUCUUAAGUGUGAGAUCUGCCAACCCAGUGUGAUCUUCUCCGUUAUUUAUUCCAUUUGGUGCGAUCCACCCAACUUUGGUCUUGAAAUUAAACUGGUUGAAUUCACUUUUCAUUCCUUCUUUUUGCUUUAUUCUCCAGGCGCCUGCCUGGUGUUUGUGUUUUGAAUGUGUAUUUAAAUUAAAUUUUAAAAUAUCCUUGUUUUUAAUGUUUAAAAGAAAACCACCUCUGUUUCACUGUUCUUUGGUUAGGUUUUCAUGAAACCUGUAUGUUGAGGGCCUUCUUCCUUGAUGCAUCCUUUUUCUCUUUGAAAGAGUUGUUCUGUGGCUGAUUUGUUACUUGUCACUUUGCAUAUGUGAAUAAUUUUCUUUUCUUUUUUCUUAAUGACUUCUCCAUGUAUCUGGAAAGGAAUCUGUGCAAAGGCAAUGAUAGAUGUCUGUGCUGUGUGUAGUGCUGUGAUGCUGCUCUUGCUCUGGAUUUCCCUUGGGUGGAUUAAAAAAGAAAGGUUUAUUUUAA